Messenger RNA from Argiope bruennichi, 2271 nucleotides. Its product is annotated as probable serine incorporator. NCBI's taxonomy places the organism in Eukaryota, Metazoa, Arthropoda, Arachnida, Araneae, Araneidae. Gene Ontology annotation, cellular component: membrane. Bases 170 to 1465 code for a protein of 431 amino acids. The record is from RefSeq and is a predicted model, not a curated record. The transcript has 12 exons.
ACUCAACCAAGUUUUCGUUUUGUUGUGGUUUUGUUCUCGAAACCUAGAGAUAAUUAAAUCAUCGAAGGAAAUCUUAACGUAAUUUUCCAACAGAAACUGCGUAAGCUCGCAGUAGUUAGUGUUGAAAUUUAGAGCAUAUUAGCAAAGAUAAUAGCUUUCUAUUUCUAAGAUGGGUGCAGUUCUUGGAGCCUUGACUGUAGGGCAGUUAGCUUGCUGUUGUGGAAGUGCAGCUUGUAGCUUGUGUUGCUCAGCAUGUCCAUCAUGCAAAAAUUCAACUUCUACUCGCAUCAUGUAUGCUUUGAUGCUUCUUCUGACUACUGUAGUAUCCUGCAUUAUGUUAAGUCCUGAAAUAGAAAAGAAAUUAAAAAGUUUGCCAUUUUGUGACGAGAAAUGUGAUAGUGCUGUUGGAUAUCUGGCAGUUUAUCGCCUAAUAUUUGCUUUGACAUUGUUCUUUCUGCUGUUCUCUGCUUUAAUGAUUGGGGUCAAAUCAUCAAGAGAUGCCCGAGCUGGUAUACAAAAUGGGUUUUGGGGAAUAAAAUAUCUAAUAUUAAUUGGUGGAAUGGUGGGUGCAUUCUUCAUACCUGAACAAGCUACUUUUGGAUCAGUUUGGAUGUAUUUUGGCAUGAUUGGUGGCUUCCUUUUCAUUCUUAUUCAGCUCAUACUGAUCAUCGACUUUGCCCAUAGUUGGACAGAGCGAUGGCUGGAAAAUUAUGAAGAGACGCAGUCCAAGGGGUGGUAUUGUGCUCUAAUCUUCUUUACUCUUCUUCAUUAUGUACUUGCAAUUGCUGCAACAGCAUUGCUAUUUGUGUACUACGCAUCAGAUCCAGCAGGCUGUGGUGUGCAGAAAUUCUUUAUCAGCUUCAACCUUAUAUCCUGCAUAAUCUUGUCGGUUAUAUCUGUUUUGCCGAAAGUUCAAGAUGCUUUACCUAAAUCUGGACUUCUUCAGUCAUCUGUUGUUACAUUGUAUGUCAUGUAUUUGACAUGGUCUGCCUUGAAUAACUCUCAGGAUUGCAGACCUUCAUUUCUUCAGAAGUCUCAUACUUUUGAUGCCCAAAGCAUUGUGACAUUACUUAUCUGGUUUGUUUGCGUUCUUUAUUCCAGCAUCCGAACAGCUAGCAAUUCUCAAGUUAGUAAGCUGACUAUGUCUGAAAAAAUUCUUGUUCAAGAUGGAGAUUCAGGAGAUUUUGGAAAAGGAGAUGCAGAAUCUGGUAAAGCCUGGGAUAAUGAAGAUUCGGAGGUUGUAUACAGUUGGUCAUUUUUCCACUUUAUGUUUGCUUUGGCUUCAUUGUAUGUGAUGAUGACACUCACCAACUGGUAUGAUCCACUGACUUCCAUGCACGAUCAACAGGCUGCUAGCAAUACAGCAUCCAUGUGGGUAAAAAUAAUAUCAAGUUGGCUCUGCAUUCUCCUCUAUCUUUGGUCUCUUAUUGCACCGAUUGUUUUGAAAGAUCGCGAUUUCAGCUAAAAAGUUCAGAUUUUUCAAAAAUGUUCAGUGUUAUAUCCCAUUAAAAUAUUGAUGGUAUAGCUUUACUGUUUUGUACAAUAUGUGAUUUUCGUAGUUCAGUAUAUACUACACAUCAAAAUAGCUGAUACAGGAUCAAGAUAAAAACUAUGCUUUUUGUGGAAUUAAUUUGUUUAUAAUUUCUUAUUUAUAAUUGCAUGUAGCAGACCAUAUAUAAGAUAGUUGCAUGGGUUAUUUAUUUUGUGUACUUUAGUCAUUCAAAACUUGGUUAUGUAUAUAGUAUUCUAAAGCACUUGUAAAUAUUUUUGAUUCUUAUCUGUAAUGUACUUGUAAUAUUUACUUAAAUUACUAAAAGUACUUUACAUAUUUUGUUUCCAUAGCCUAGAUAUUAUAUUAACAGUGCAAUUUUAUUUUUGUCCUUUGAAUUAUUUUAAAUCUUUGUAUAUUUGCUUUAUUUUUUUUUUUAAUUAUGUGGAAACAUAUUUUGUUCCUCAGAAGAAAAAAUUUUAUACUAAUACCCCUCCCCCUCCUUUUGUAAAAAUGAGAACCAUUACUUAAAAUUCUUUCUAAAACAGCGCUGUAGUAUUGGAACUGGAAUGUGACGUUCAACUAUACUUAAAGCUGAUCUUUUAAAAAAGCAGUGCAUUUAACCUUAAAAAUGUAUUGUUUUAAAACAUUUUGUUGCAUACAUAAAGCAGCUUUAUUCUAAUUCGUUUCCCAUAGAAGUGUUAUAUGUUGUAGUAGGACUGAUUCAUGUGUACUUUAAGUAGUCAUUACUUCUGGAUGUAAUUAAAAUCAUUUUUAAACAA